Didymodactylos carnosus is the source of this 993-nucleotide messenger RNA. NCBI's taxonomy places the organism in Eukaryota, Metazoa, Rotifera, Eurotatoria, Philodinida, Philodinidae. The record is from the annotation of a GenBank genome assembly.
AUGCAAGAACGUGCUUAUACAUUGCCAUUGUAUUCAUUAUCUCAUAAUGUAUAUAAACAACUAUCCAUAUCACCUGAUACAAACACAAGUAAUAAUGACACGAAUAAUUCAGAUAAUUCAGAUCGGUCCGAACAAGUAUGCAAUUCGGAAAGUAAUUCAUCAACACCCGAACUGAAUCUUCUAUUAGAUAAGUUAACGGAACUUUUAAGGUUUCGCAAUCAUCGACACUUAUUAGCAUCACAUCAUCAUUCACAUUAUACAACUGGUCCUAAAUCGGGAACAUUUUCAUCGUCAUCAUUAGUAACAGGAACAAUUUUAAAACGUCUACAAUCUGGUUCGACUGAAUCAUUAGAUGGUCGGUCAGUUCGUACCAUAUAUCAUAAUGCCGGUGUUUCAUCAAUGAAUUCAUUAUCACAUUCUGCUAGCGCUUCAUAUUAUCCACAACAAACACAACAAAAAUCAUUGUCAUUAACAUUGACACAAUCGAGAAGUACAAAUACGAGUAAUGGAAUUAAUGAGAAAACAAAACGACGAUUACCUAAUGUACUACAGCGACUCGUCGAUGAAGGUAAUUUAAUUAAGGAAGCAGUUCGUCGUUUAAAAACUCAACGCUUCACACCUCAAUUUAGACACACCACUCCGGUAUCAACACCAAAUCAAAAUCGACAGCAACUGACGAUGCAAACGCCUACAAAAAUAAACGAUAUUCCACAACUAAAACAACAAAUGGCACCACCACGUGAACCGCCAUGUUGUUUAACACCAAAUACUCAAAAUAGUAUCAUGAUUUCGAAUCAAAUAAGCGAUCUACCGACACAAACAACAUCGUCAUCAAGUCCCUUUAGCUGGAUACCAUCUGCUGUAUUCGGUAUUACAUCGAGUAAUUCGAGUGGUAGUGGAAGCCCGUUACGUAGUUGUUUUAGUCACGAUCGCACACCAAUGGAAAUGGGUGGAGGGUGUACAAUUAGCAUUACGGGUGGAUCCGGACAUUAA